This is a messenger RNA of Didymosphaeria variabile, 786 nucleotides long. RefSeq lists its product as uncharacterized. Gene Ontology annotation, cellular component: membrane. The record is from RefSeq and is a predicted model, not a curated record. NCBI's taxonomy places the organism in Eukaryota, Fungi, Ascomycota, Dothideomycetes, Pleosporales, Didymosphaeriaceae. Bases 1 to 786 code for a protein of 261 amino acids. The transcript has a single exon.
AUGACAGCUCUGGUCUGCUGGGUCUGGCUUAGAGAGCCAUACACCGUAAAAGAAGCGCUCGCUGGUCUCCUUGCCUUCACCGGCGUCCUGUUCGUUGCUCGUCCACCAUGGCUUUUCCCAAGCGCGCCCCUGGACCCUAUCUCUGGCGAGCCAUCUAAGCCCGUGGAAGAUCCAAGCAGCAACUCUUUGAGUCUCCUUGCUUUUGGGAUGCUGGGUGCAAAAGCCCCUUCUCUCCCUACUGUCUCGGCCGAGCAAAGGACGAUUGCCAUUCUUCUUGCUGUGCUUGGCACUUUUGGCGCAUCAACAGCCUACGCUACCAUUCGCGUCAUAGGGAAACGCGCACACUCACUCAUCAGCGUGACGUACUUCGCGUUCCUCUCUACCAUCGGAUCCGCGCUCAUUAUCCUCAUCCAUCCCGACCUGCACUUCGUCAUGCCCGAAGACCUCAGUCAAUGGGGUCUCAUCGCCAUCAUCGGUCUCGCAGGCUUCGCACUCCAAUUUCUCCUCACUGAAGGCUUGCAAAGAGAAAAGGGUGGAAGAGCAACUAAUCUUACCUACCUGCAGCUCGUCUUUGCUUUGGUUGUUGAGCGUGUUAUAUGGGGAACCACGCCGCCGGUUGAGAGCUUGUUCGGGGCAAUGCUAAUUAUCGGUGCUGCUGUCUGGGUGAGCCUGCAGAAGAAUGCGGAGAAGGGAAUUAAGGUCGCCGAUGAGGAGAGUAGUCUACUCGGAAACGACCAGGAGGAAGACGGAGGCCGUAGAAGAAGUGGGGCGACUGCGGAGGAUUAG